GUCGCCCGGCAUGAAAGGCAAACGCUCCAAACAGUAUCGCAAGUUGAUGCAGCAGUACCAGCUCAACUUCAACUUCCGCGAGCCCUACCAAGUCAUCCUCGAUGCCGACAUCAUCAAAGAUGCCGCACGAUUCAAGAUGCAGCUGGGCCAAAUGCUCCAGAACACUCUCCACGGCGAGAUCAAGCCCAUGAUCACACAGUGCUGCAUACGCCAUCUAUACAACGAGCCUGCAUCGCCGGAGAAAGAUGCCUGGAUAUCAGUCGCAAAAGAUGCAGAGCGCCGCCGAUGUGGACAUCAUGAGCUGGAAGAGCCUCUGAGUGCAUUGCAGUGUAUCGAGAGCGUGGUCGAUCCGAAAGGAACGGGCAACAACAAGCACAGAUAUGUUGUCGCCGUGCAGGAUGACCAAGUGAGGAGAAAGAUGCGCAAAGUAGUGGGUGUGCCCUUGGUGUACAUUGCGAGGAGCGUCAUGAUCCUCGAGCCCAUGGCAGACGCGACACAGGAAGUGCGGGAGCAAGCUGAGAAAGCCAAGAUCAGGGCAGGCUUGAAUGCCAGGAGACCGAAUAGCACAGGCGAGAAGAGGAAACGAGACGACGAGCAUGAGGAUCACGACAAAGAGAAUGAGGCGCAACAAGCGCCCAAGCCGAAGAAGUACAAGGUCAACGGCCCGAAAGGCCCAAACCCCCUCAGCGUGAAAAAGUCGAAGAAGCACAAUGCGAAAGACAAGAAGCAACACGAAGGCCACAAGCCUGCGCUCCGCAAAUCCAAGCAAGAAUCACAGGCAGGUGACCAGGCCACUGUGGCACCUCAAGUGAGUGAGGAGGCUGGCGAAGAAGGGCAGAAGAAACGCAAACGCAAGCGCAAAGCCAAGGAACCGAGAGUCGCCGCUUGCCAUGAGCACGAGUACGGGUCCGAAGAAUGAUUGGCCGAAGCGUUGCAUUUUUUUUUUUUGCUAUUGCCGCAAGAGAUACCCUCUCCAGUCAUGACUUUCAGUACGAGCCCCCGUGGCAGCGACUAAUUCUAAUCGCACUCUUCCCGGCUAUUACGCCACCACCUCUGUAUGCCAGCAUAAAUUGUUCC
Molecule: messenger RNA, 1077 nt
Organism: Pseudocercospora fijiensis CIRAD86
Lineage: Eukaryota; Fungi; Ascomycota; Dothideomycetes; Mycosphaerellales; Mycosphaerellaceae
Exons: 1
Coding region: 11-919 (302 amino acids)
Cellular component (GO): nucleolus; small-subunit processome
Molecular function (GO): small ribosomal subunit rRNA binding
Source: RefSeq, a predicted model, not a curated record